GCCCCCCACCCUCUCGGCCGGAUCCCCUUCCACACUGGCCCGGGAUGCGCCUCAACGCUACCGCCUCGGUGCCCCCCUCGCCCACAGCACCAGGCUCUUUCUCCCUGCGGCCGUCGGGGAUGGCUCCGGCUGGGUACAGCAACGCCACGACCAACGUCUCAGAACCCCUGGUCCGUGGCCCCCCUCAGGAGGAUGACCUGGACGUGAACACGGACAUUUACUCCAAGGUGCUGGUCACAGCCAUCUACCUGACCCUCUUCGUAGUGGGCACCGUGGGCAACUCGGUCACUGCCUUCACCCUGGUACGCAAGAAGUCACUGCAGAACCUGCAGAGCACCGUCCACUAUCACCUUGCCAGCCUCGCUUUCUCCGACCUACUCAUCCUCCUCCUCUCCAUGCCCAUAGAGCUGUACAACUUCAUCUGGGUCCACCACCCCUGGGCCUUCGGGGACGCCGUCUGCCGGGGCUACUACUUCCUCCGUGACGCCUGCACCUAUGCCACAGCCCUCAACAUCGCCAGCCUCAGCUUGGAGCGCUACAUGGCCAUCUGCCACCCCUUCAAGGCCAAGAGCGUCAUGUCCCGCAGCCGCACCAAGAAAUUCAUCAGUGGCAUCUGGCUCGCCUCCUUCCUGCUUGCCAUCCCCAUGCUCUUCACCAUGGGCCAGGUCAACGCCAGUGUCGAUGGACUUCACCCUGACGGACUCAUCUGCACCACCAUCGUGGAGACAUCCACGGUCAAGACUGUCAUCCAGGUUAAUACCUUCAUAUCCUUCUUAUUUCCAAUGGUGGUCAUUUCAGUUCUGAACACCAUUAUCGCCAACCAGCUCAUCAUCAUGUUCAAACAGGCCGCCCAACAGAACCAAGUGUGCACCAUUGGAGGGCAGCAGACCAUGCUCAGCAUGUCCAUGGAGCCCAGCCGCGUCCAAGCCUUAAAGCAUGGAGUCCGGGUUUUGCGUGCUGUAGUUAUUGCCUUCGUGGUCUGUUGGCUUCCUUACCAUAUACGACGCCUGAUGUUCUGCUAUAUCCAUGAGGAUCAGUGGACACCAUUCCUCUAUGACUUCUACCACUACUUCUACAUGCUGACCAAUGUUCUCUUCUAUGUAAGUUCAGCCAUCAAUCCCAUCCUCUACAACUUGGUGUCAGCCAACUUCCGCCAGAUCUUCGUUUCCACCUUGGCUUUCCUUUGCCCUCCUUGGAGGAGAAAGAAAAAAAGGCCACCAUUCCCCGGGAAAUCCAACAGCAUUUCCAGCAACCACACAUUUUCCAGCAAUGUGACCCGGGAGACACUCUACUAGGGCCUCAAAAAGACAGCCUUGAAGUAGGGGUGAAGCAUGUCCUGACCUCAUUCCACAGUUCAUCAGAAUGAAAGAGGCCAGAGAACUCCCCCCUUCCAGUGAUCUCAUCCUUUACCCAAUAGGUUGAGUGUCUAUAGAGCUAUUUUUCUUUGAAACAGAAGACUUCAUUCUGUAGCCACACCAGGAUGAUUUCCUUUUUAAUGUGUUGGCCUUCUCCUUAUUGUGAAUAACAUCUACCUAUUGAUUUUGAACCUAGGGUCCUGGCAUGAAUUUAGCUAAGGUGUCACCUAGAAGCUGUGGCAUUUCUUUUACCUCUUUAGUACUGAAAUUCAGACCACGAGUUUUACAAAGUCAAUUUCUGCUCAAUGCCAAGAUAUUCCCCUAUCUUCCCUCUUUUCAAGUCCCAGAAUGAGACCAUUUCUCCUGGAGACACUAAACAAGGUGGUUAAUGAAAAGUAAUUAGUUUUCAGUGAAAGGGAGAUCUUCUUUGUUGCUAAUUUAAUGGAUAUUUAGAGUAAGGGAAAUGAAAUAAUAAACAGCAGGAUUUGAGCUCUCAGGGACCAGAGUAGUUUUCUGUAGAUGCAAUUCUGAAUUUCAGUUAACAGGACAAAGGAGCUCAGGGGAACCAACUCAAGGGAUACAACCAAAAUAGAGAAAAGGCUGAUCCAGUGGCCCUGGGACCUUGUUCCAACAGUACCUGGACUGUCUGCAUGACAAGGAAGCAAAAUGUGGAGGAAAAAUAGAAUUGUUGAAUCUGAAGAAGGGGAAUGUGAUUUUUAAUAACUCAGCUAUGGUGUUACUUCUGAGUCUAAGGCAAAUUAAAAUUUUUGUCCCCCAGCUAAGGAAAAUGAUCAUCCAGAGGACUCAAGGGACGAGUGUCUCCUAAGGCCUCAGAAAACCCUGGGGUUUGAGGAGCAGAAGUAGUUCACCCCCUUGCUCUGACCCCAAAUUCUCAGCCAUUGGCAUAUUUUACAGGCCUGAAUUCCAAAGGGACUAAAGGUGAGAGAUUGACAAUUGUUCCCAAAUCGCUCAACUCCCAAUCCAAUAAUAAUACAAUAACCAGAUAUCUGGUGUUUGUACCUGUUCAGCUGGGUCAGGUGGAGAGAGGGACCCACGGGCUUAGCCUUCUGUUCAAGGGUAGCAAUGGGCCCUACUCCCUCCCACCUCCCCAUUUUCCAAUCCUGACAAUCUUCCAGUGUGUCAAUGGGCCAGAAAACACCUGAUUUCUCUGGAUGAUAAUCUGGGGUCCUGGUAAACAUGCUGGAAAUGAGCAUGCAACCUUGCCCUUUGGACCUGGGGAUAUGCCACCAGGGUGGUUCUACCUUUAUGCCCACAAUCUCUACUUUGCUCCCAAUCACCAACUCCAAGCCAAAUCUCAGUGUCAUGGGCACCUGUGAAUGAUGGAAGGAAAUGGUGCUGGGAAAGGACUAUGAAGAGGGAAGAAUUUGACUUGGAGAUACACAAGCCACUGAUACAUUAAUCCUCCACCUUUAGCACCAAGAACUAAGUCUGUCUAUCAUUUUACCUGGCUACAAAAAAGGAGGUGCCCUCAACAUUCAUAGUACAGCCUUGCCGAUAACUAGAGGCCUAGAGACAAAAUGAUCGAUAUCAUGCCAGUGGGAAAGAUUUUUAUAGAUCUGUCAGCCUGGGAAGAGAUAGAAAACUAGUAAAAAAAAGUCAGUAAAUGGAUAAACAUUUUUUUUGUACAACUCAUCCAGGUAGUGCCUGGCUGG
Messenger RNA from Tachyglossus aculeatus (Australian echidna), 3028 nucleotides. It is a transcript of the gene NTSR1, whose product is annotated as neurotensin receptor 1. The record is from RefSeq and is a predicted model, not a curated record. Gene Ontology annotation, molecular function: G protein-coupled neurotensin receptor activity. Bases 45 to 1295 code for a protein of 416 amino acids. The transcript has 4 exons. Gene Ontology annotation, cellular component: plasma membrane. Gene Ontology annotation, biological process: neuropeptide signaling pathway. Lineage: Eukaryota; Metazoa; Chordata; Mammalia; Monotremata; Tachyglossidae.